AUGAAUCGGGAAGGGACUGCAGCCUUUACUCGAAGCCUUCGAAGGAUCAAGGCAGCAAUGGCUUGCCAUGCGUUCCAGCGGCGGAGUGCAGCUGAAUGGAUUCACCACAAGGGUCUGGGUGGCUGCAUAGUUGGCAGAAGCAGCAGCAGCGGGGCGCCUGGAAGGACCCCCCGAGAGGACGGAAGCGAGACAGAGAGAGGCAACGACGGAAGCGCAGCAUCUGUGGAUGAAACGAGCCGGUCAAGUGCUACUUCCCUCUCUCCUGGGACGAAAGCGGAAAUCAGUGUUACAGGGGGCAGAAACAGGCCACCUCGUCCUGCUGCGGUGGAUGGAGGGGGUGAACCUGUGGCCCCUAAUUGGGGCUUUGCCCCCAUCCCCUUUGUGGCUUCUGGGCGGUCGAUGCCUGGGCAGCGGCUGCUGCCGUGCACCCGCGAGGAUGCAGCUAUCCUGGCAAAGGCGGAGGCUAAGUAUCCGUCCCCGCAGGAGGUGGAGGGGGGAAUAAUUGUGCGCAUUAUUGCAGCGAAGGAUGCGCAGAAAGUCACAUCCCCAGUCCUGAGGGUCGUUAGGAACCGCCAGUACGGCAUCCGGAAGGGAGAGAGGCUGCGCCUAGCUCUGGGUGGGGCCCUGUUCAGUAGCGUGUUGGCCUCACUCGGCUUUUGGCAGCUGCACCGCAUGCAUGAAAAACAAGAACUCAUUGAAUAUAGAAGGAGCCACCUCGCCAGGCAGCCCACCGUCAUCACCAACUCCCCCUUCCCUUGGACCCUGGACGCUGCUGCGAACGCCAGUGCACGCUUGCGUGAACAGAACGAGGGUUCCCCAGCAAAAUUCCCCACCAGCAGCACGACAGAAGCGCAUUGUGAACUGCCUGCUGCUUCUCCCACCAGCCAGAUCUCCCCGCCUCCCUCACUAGGCCCCAGCUCUGCAGAAGGAGAGCGCCAGCUGAGUGACGCCUCGGCUGCCCUUCCUGAGCAUUCUGCUGCUGCGCAGCAGCAGCAUCAGCAACCACAGGAAAAAGCAAAGGAUGCGGGGGCAGCAGAGAGACGAACACAACGCAGCGCCCAACUGCUUGCCCAGGCCUCUGAGGAGGACGUGGAGACGGCAGUACGAGAAUGGGCGUACACUCCAGUGGUGCUUCAUGGGGUUUUGGACAGCAGCACGGAGCUGCUCGUGGGACCUCGGCCGGGCCUGGAAAUGGGAAAUCCUGGAUACUGUAUCGUGUCGCCGCUGCGGCUGCAGGAUGGCAGCGUCAUUCUCGUUAAUAAGGGGCACUUGUCUUUCAAGCUGGCCAAACUGCCCGCUUUCCCCAGCGCAGUCGAUGAAGAAACUGAACUACUUGCAAUUGCGCAGCAGCAUCCACUGCAGCCCCCAAACACCACGCCAGAGCAGCAUGUGGAUAAGCAGCUGGAAGCGAUGCAGCAGCAGCGUAUGAAGCAGAAAUACGUGAACUACGGCGCACAGCAGUAUCUGGAGCGUCUGCAGCAGGUAGCUGGCUGCCGCACAGAGCCCGUCGGUUCCGUGACAGUUCGGGGAGUAUUGGAGCCUGGGGAAGUCGCUAAUUCGAGUUUCAAGGCAUUGAUGUUGAAGAACCGGCCUCACGAGGGGCAGUUCAAUGUGCUGCACCCCGGAGACCUGGUAGAGGCAACACCAGGCAUUCCAAAUAGGAGAGAGGCGUCAAUGCUUAUGGUUAACGCCUACUCCAUCGUGUAUGAUGAAGAUCUGCUCCACCCACCGGAUGGCGCAGGAGGGGACCUGAAAGUAGCGAAUAGGUUUGUGAGCUACGAACAAAAGAAAAAAGAUGACUACCUUCUGUUCUAUGCUGACGAGCAUACCCACUUCAACUACGCGUGUCAGUGGUUCCUCAUGGGACUCUGUACCGCCGCAAUGACUGUUUACAAAAUUAUAGAAGUAUCCAAAUGGCGAUGGUAA
Molecule: messenger RNA, 1926 nt
Organism: Eimeria acervulina
Lineage: Eukaryota; Apicomplexa; Conoidasida; Eucoccidiorida; Eimeriidae
Exons: 1
Coding region: 1-1926 (641 amino acids)
Cellular component (GO): membrane
Source: RefSeq, a predicted model, not a curated record